This is a messenger RNA of Phyllostomus hastatus (greater spear-nosed bat), 2098 nucleotides long. RefSeq names its product transcriptional adaptor 1 (gene TADA1). Gene Ontology annotation, molecular function: transcription coactivator activity. NCBI's taxonomy places the organism in Eukaryota, Metazoa, Chordata, Mammalia, Chiroptera, Phyllostomidae. The record is from RefSeq and is a predicted model, not a curated record. Gene Ontology annotation, biological process: regulation of transcription by RNA polymerase II. Gene Ontology annotation, cellular component: SAGA complex. The transcript has 8 exons. Bases 116 to 1123 code for a protein of 335 amino acids.
GAGGGGGCAGGGCCUCGGGCGCGGCCUCCCGCGCCAGGCCGCUGCCGCCGCGUUGGUUUUUCGGUUGUCGGGCGCUUGGCGGAGCGGUCUGCGGUCGGGCCGAGAGUUGGGAGCAAUGGCGACCUUUGUGAGCGAGCUGGAGGCGGCCAAGAAGAACCUGAGCGAGGCUCUGGGGGACAACGUGAAACAAUACUGGGCCAACUUAAAGCUGUGGUUCAAGCAGAAGAUCAGCAAAGAAGAGUUUGACCUUGAGGCUCACAGGCUCCUCACGCAGGACAAUGUCCAUUCUCACAACGAGUUCCUCCUGGCGAUCCUCACUCGGUGUCAGAUCCUGGUGUCCACUCCAGAGGGGGCCGGCUCUCUGCCCUGGCCGGGCACCCCCACAGCCAAGCCCGGGAAGCCGAAGGGGAGGAAGAAGCUGUCGUCUGUUCGCCAGAAAUUUGAUCACAGGUUCCAGCCUCAGAACCCCCUGUCGGGGGCCCAGCAGUUUGUGGCGAAGGACCCCCAAGAUGACGACGACCUGAAGCUCUGCUCCCACACCAUGAUGCUGCCCACGCGGGGCCAGCUGGAGGGCCGGAUGAUCGUCACGGCCUACGAGCACGGCCUGGACAACGUCACCGAGGAGGCCGUGUCGGCCGUGGUCUACGCCGUGGAGAACCACCUAAAAGACAUACUGGCCUCCGUUGUGUCGAGGAGGAAGGCCUACCGGCUGCGGGACGGCCACUUCAAGUACGCCUUCGGCAGCAACGUGAGCCCGCAGCCCUACCUGAAGAACAGCGUCGUGGUGUACAACAGCCUGAUAGAAAGCCCCCCAGCCUUCUCCGCUCCUUGUGCCGGCCAGAACCCAGCCUCCCACCCGCACCCCGACGACGCGGAGCAGCAGGCCGCGCUGCUGCUGGCCUGCUCGGGGGACACCCUCCCCGCGUCCCUGCCUCCGGUGAACAUGUACGACCUUUUCGAAGCUUUGCAGGUGCACCGGGAGGUCAUCCCCACGCACACCGUGUACGCCCUCAACAUCGAGAGGGUCAUCACGAAGCUCUGGCAUCCGAACCACGAGGAGCUGCAGCAGGACCGGGUGCACAGGCAGCGCCUGGCGGCCAAGGAGGGGCUGCUGCUCUGCUGAGCCCCGCCCACCCACGGGCGUGCCCCGCCCACCGGCAGGCGCGCCCCCACCUGCACUGGUGACCGAGAGUGGGCGGUCUCGGGGCCCGUCCGCACUCCGAGACUGACGGGGACGUGCGAACAGGACUUUUUGUACAGAGACGCGGCGUGAAGUACGCGUUGCGUUGCAGCCGUGAAGCGGACGCCACGAGUCUGCCUGCGCGGGGACCACAUCUGCGCGCACGAGUCCCCGGCAGAGCCUGCAGGGGGCGCUCGCUGGGCCCGAGGUGCCAGGCAGGCGACGCCCCGGGACGACCCCGUGAACUGUCUUCCCCUAACUCGCGUUUCCUUCCCGGGGUCGACGUGCCCGAAGACUGUGAUGGACGGGUCCGCCUGUUCAUUGUUCCCGCAGAAUGCUUCCCGUGCCCCACGUGGACGUGUUGAUUCCCACGCGGUCGUCCCCCCGUUCCUAUGAAAUGUGUCUCUACCCGUUCAGACGGUAAAGGGAAACAACUCGCAUUUGGCCGUGUCGCUGAGGACCCAGUCUGUUUUCCACGCAUGCGUGGCCUUUUACUCAAGAGGGCUGCCGGACGUGGGGUCGGCCCUGGACAAUGCAGGCGUGAGGGGCGCGACCCCCGACGCAGCCACAAAUUCACCUGUAAUUUGUGACUCCCCGGCACUGAGCUGUCCGGGACCCCCCACUGAUCCCACAUCCGCGGGUGCCCCAGCCCCCGAGGUGACACAGCGUGGAAGCAUCUGGACUCCCAGCUGCGGUCGUCCGCAGUUCCGAGUGCACAUGCCUCCGCGGCAUCUCGCGGGAGCGCGCGCGCGCGCGCGGCCGCCGUUCCCACCGCGCUGGUCAGGGGUCAGCCGCGUCAGAAUGGGACUCUGAGUGGGUUAUGGGUGUACGUGUACAUAGGUCGAAACGGGUCCGUGUCUGGAUCUGCGUGUUUGAUUCUGUACCUUAAAUGUGACAAAUAAACCUUUUGGGAGAAAA